Molecule: messenger RNA, 825 nt
Organism: Nerophis lumbriciformis (worm pipefish)
Lineage: Eukaryota; Metazoa; Chordata; Actinopteri; Syngnathiformes; Syngnathidae
Source: RefSeq, a predicted model, not a curated record
AUGAGCAUCACUUCAAACACCCAUCUGGAUGGUCAGCUAAUCACUAGCCACUGGGCUUCUUCCAACUGCUGUCAUUCUGAUGUUCCAAGAGUGAUGACUGAGUACACCAGCGGUCACUUAUGGUCUCAGGAUUCCCAGCCACAGUUCUGGAGUAAAUAUCAAGUGUGGGAGUGGCUGCAACAGGUCAUGGAUAUAAACCAGAUUGAUGCCUCUCACAUCCCCUUUCAAAACUUUGAUAUGGAUGGUAACCAGCUCUGCAACCUGACCUACCAGGACUUUGUCCUUGCUGCAGGAAAUUUAGGGCCUAUUCUCUUCCAAAGCAUAACACAACUCAAGUUAGCUGAAUACCAUGUGGAAAUUGGUCAUCUGGAAAUAAAACCGGAACAAUACAUUGCUUGUUCUUUUUCAGAAGACGGCUAUCCACAAACAGAAAUCUGUGACUCAUCAAAUCACUCCCAAGUCUCACCCACUCCUUCCAGUGCUGAAAUCAAAAUCUCCAACAGUCGUCAUCAUCAAGUCAAAAAACACAACCCAAGGGGGACACAUUUGUGGGAAUUUGUCAGAGACAUUCUCCUGCAUCCUGAACGCAAUCCAGGCCUGAUCAAGUGGGAGGAUCGGACAGAAGGGGUAUUUCGCUUCCUUAAAUCAGAAGAAGUGGCACAGUUAUGGGGCAAGAAAAAAAACAACAGCAGCAUGACCUAUGAGAAGCUGAGUCGAGCAAUGAGAUACUACUACAAAAGGGAAAUCCUUGAACGAGUAGACGGACGCAGACUGGUAUACAAAUUUGGUCGCAACGCGAGAGGAUGGAAGGAGUGUGAAAAAUAA